This is a messenger RNA of Pundamilia nyererei, 1333 nucleotides long. It is a transcript of the gene clec3ba, whose product is annotated as C-type lectin domain family 3, member Ba. The transcript has 3 exons. The record is from RefSeq and is a predicted model, not a curated record. Bases 93 to 689 code for a protein of 198 amino acids. NCBI's taxonomy places the organism in Eukaryota, Metazoa, Chordata, Actinopteri, Cichliformes, Cichlidae. Gene Ontology annotation, biological process: bone mineralization; ossification.
GUGUGUAAAACGCCACAGUCUGGCCAGCGCUCAGAAGCUGUGCUGCACCAAAACAGGCUCCCUGCAUUGGAUUUAAGGUGUUUUUUCCAGGUAUGAUGGAUGCUAGAGGACUUUGGAUGGUGCUCUGCCUUCUCUUGUUGGCACACGGCUCACCCCAGCAGAACUCGAAGAAAAGAAAUGGCAAAAAAGAAUCUGCCAUCAACUCUACAAUUGAGAAUCUGCAGAGGCAAAUUGAUGACAUUACUCGGGAUCUGACCGUGCUGAAAGAGCAGCAAGCUUUACAAACAGUUUGUCUAAAGGGCACAAAGAGCCACAGAAAGUGUUUUCUGGCCAAUCUGGUGAAACAAUCCUUCCAUGCCGCCAGUGAAGACUGCAUCGCCAAAGGAGGCAGCCUAAGCACUCCUCUAACAGGAGACGAAAACGACCAUCUCUACAGCUACGUACGUCAGAGCAUCGGCCCCGAUGAGCACAUCUGGCUGGGCAUUAAUGACAUGGUUACCGAUGGCCACUGGGUUGACCAAUCAGGCUCUAAUGUGCGCUUCAAAAACUGGGAGACUGAAAUCACCCAGCAGCCAGAUGGGGGAUCCAGCCAGAACUGCGCCGUCCUCUCCAUCACGGCCAACGGGAAGUGGUUCGAUGAGAACUGCAGGGCUGAGAAGGCGUCUGUGUGCGAGUUCAACAUCGUCUGAGAGACCAUCUGUUGCUCCGUUUUUCAGUCUCUGACAUUGCUUUGUAAGCAUGAAGUGCAACAUUAUGAAAUGCGCUGAAAAAUAAUGCGCUGCAUCUUUAAUCAGCCUGCAUUUUCUCGGCCAAGCCUUCCAGAUGUCAGUCCAGAGCAGAGAUUUCACUUGGUGCUCUUUGUAUAAGCUACACCCACUUGUACAUACACUCCAUAAACAAUGCUUUAAAUAUUCAUUGAGGUAAACACUGGAGGGUUUGUCUUUAUUUUUCUCUUACUAGCCGCCAGUUAAUGCAACAAAAUCUUUUCUUACUGAGUUACUAAGUUCUUUUUACAAAGUGCCUUUUCUGUGCCACCUUCUUUAUUUAAAAUGUUAAGUUAUGCUUCUCAUGUUUUAUUACAGGAUAUUAAUGAACAUGUUUACCAUUUUAUUCUUCUCUCUGAUGUAAAACAAACAAACAAACAAACAACAGCAGAUAUAAUGUGAAUGUACUACUCCUCAUACAGAAAAAAGCUUUUGUAACAAAUCUAUUACAACCAAAGGUAAUAAAUAAAACCUGGGUUAUGAUUGUUGUCAUUUUCACGGUCACAUCAUAAGAUCAUACAUUCAUUUCCUCCAUGAAUAAACUAAACAAACAAAACAAAAACAAAGCA